UCGUCCACAACCACCGCUUCUUCGUCACGUCAUAAGUUAUUUUCCGAGCCACUGAGCCAGAGAAAGGUUCCCCAGACUCCACUAGAUUCCUUAUUGAGUGCUGCUCGCUCGAUGAUGGAUGACGAGGAAGAAGAAAGUAUUGGAUCAACCGCCACGAAUGGCUCGGUGAGGCGCUUGCGAGAAUUUUCAUCUCACGAUAUACCUGAAAGCCCCCUGCCAAAGCGAAGGAAGAUCGCUCCAGCUCUAAUACAAC
Serpula lacrymans var. lacrymans S7.9 is the source of this 253-nucleotide messenger RNA. RefSeq lists its product as uncharacterized. The transcript has a single exon. The record is from RefSeq and is a predicted model, not a curated record. The annotation marks the transcript as partial. NCBI's taxonomy places the organism in Eukaryota, Fungi, Basidiomycota, Agaricomycetes, Boletales, Serpulaceae.